Molecule: messenger RNA, 1431 nt
Organism: Fonticula alba
Lineage: Eukaryota; Rotosphaerida; Fonticulaceae
Exons: 2
Coding region: 1-1431 (476 amino acids)
Biological process (GO): transport
Molecular function (GO): transporter activity
Source: RefSeq, a predicted model, not a curated record
AUGACCGUCACCCUCGGCGACUUCUUCUACGACGCCAACCGCGAGGUGCUCAACUUUUUAUUUGGCUUCGAGGAUGCCUCCUCGGCCUCGGCGCCCACCUCCCUGUCGGACAGCACCGAUGCCUCGAUAUCGGGCUCGGUGUCCGGCAGCGGCAGCGACCCCGCCAAGAUGGACCCCGAGCGGGUGUCCAGCUUCUUCAUGGUGCUGGCCGGUGUGGCGGCCCUGCUGACCAUCGCCGUGUACCUGAUGCACCUGCGCCAGUAUCGCCGGCACUGGACCCAGCCCAAGACCCAGACGCUCAUUCUGGUCAUCAUGAGUAUCGUCCCGGUGUGGGCGGUCAUCAGUGCCCUCAUCACCUUCUUCCCGGUGGCUCGCUAUGGCCUGCUCGUGCCGCUGGACAUCUACGAGAGUCUCACCAUCCUCGUGUUCCUGAAGCUCAUCUACUGGUACCUCGGUGGCAAGGACCAGGUCCGCGUCAAGGCCGAGCACAAGACCAGCUACCGGACCUGCCUCUACCUGUACCGCGUCACGCCGGGCGAGAAGUUCAUGAAGGUUGUCCACAUCUUCAUCUAUCAGUUUGUCAUCAUCCGGCCUCUCCUGUCGAUCCUGGUCUGCGCCCUCUACUACAGCGGCUUCUAUGAGAAGGGCCGCCUGUCGCUGACCAACUGGCCGACGCUCGUGGUGACCCUCUGCCUGUACACCAGCCUGGGCUUUGCCAUGUGGGCCCUGCUCCAGCUGUACCGCGUGUUCAGCGUCGUCCUGCAGCCCUACAGCACCGGGUCCAAGUUCCUGGCGCUGAAGUUCUACAUCUUCAUGCACGCCCUGUGGGGGUUCUUCUUCACCCGGUUCAUGGAUCGCGUCAGUGAGGACUUCCAAAAUUUGGUCAACGCCGCGCAGCUCCAGUACUCCACCUUCACGGUGCUCAUGUUCAUCAGCGCCAUCCUCAACAUCACGGUCUUCUUCCACUACAAGGAGUAUGUGGACAACUUUGCCGGGCCCCCGGGCUCCGGGGGCAGCGGCCUCGGCGGGCCCGCCGGCUCCGAGGCCCAGCCCAUUCUGGAGGCCUCGCACAGUGACUACGGCUCGCGCCAGCGCAACAACGCCGGCUACGCCGACCUGGCCGACACCUUCCCCACGCAGUACACCCGCCUGAGCAGCCACUCGGCGGUCAUCUACGAGGCGGAUGUCAUCACCGAGGGGGUCACCCAGAACCAGGCCCUCAUCACCUCGGCCUCGUACAGCUCCCUGGCCAACAUGGGCGCCACCGAUGACGAUGAGUUCCACAGUGACGAUGCGCCCGACGGGCCGUCCGGCUCGGCGGUGUCCGGCGCCCGGCUCAUCGUCGGUGGCCAGUACUAUGUCGAUGAUCGGGGCAAUUCCAUCCACAGCUCGGCCACCGAGGACUACUGUCCCUUCGGCUCGCCAGUGUGA